This is a messenger RNA of Purpureocillium lilacinum, 519 nucleotides long. RefSeq lists its product as uncharacterized. The record is from RefSeq and is a predicted model, not a curated record. NCBI's taxonomy places the organism in Eukaryota, Fungi, Ascomycota, Sordariomycetes, Hypocreales, Ophiocordycipitaceae.
AUGCCUCGAAGUCGCAUUUGCCAUAUGGAGGAUUUCCAAGCCAGGGGCCAACUAGUUCCUGUAGGCCUGAACGAGGUUAAGUUCAUCAAGUUCGCGGAGAAGUCAACUAUUGGGGCCUUCAAUAUUAACGGAGGUUACAUCAUUGCACUCGGUAGCCCCCAAGCAGGCAUCAUGGCCCAUGCUGAUCCCAGUCAUGAAGCCGUGGUCACGACCAUGGAGCAAUUCAUGCAAGAGUUCGAUCGCCACGAGUCCGAGUUCUCUGCCUCGGCGUCUGCGGCGUGCAUUAUGGCCGCCAACAUUGAGGGCGUACAAGGCAUUUUGCUCGAAGAGACGACGGACUACAUCAAGAGCAAGAUGCGCGAGCUAGAAGUCCCCAGUGUACUUUUCAAGUAUGACGCGGUUGUUGAGGGAUCCUCGCCGGCCAGUGGCACGGCAUACAUGUUGGGAAACCGCGUUAAUCCUCGACUCCCUAGCUGGUUUUUCGAGGACAGGCCUGUCGGCUGGACCAGGGCUGACUAG